This is a messenger RNA of Populus trichocarpa (black cottonwood), 1726 nucleotides long. Its product is annotated as nudix hydrolase 19, chloroplastic. The coding region runs from base 108 to 1460 and encodes 450 amino acids. Gene Ontology annotation, molecular function: NADH pyrophosphatase activity. NCBI's taxonomy places the organism in Eukaryota, Viridiplantae, Streptophyta, Magnoliopsida, Malpighiales, Salicaceae. The transcript has 6 exons. The record is from RefSeq and is a predicted model, not a curated record. Gene Ontology annotation, cellular component: cytosol. Gene Ontology annotation, biological process: NAD+ catabolic process; NADP+ catabolic process.
AAGAAAUUGAACACACAUCUUAAUCUGAGCCAUGCAACCAGUCGGCAUUCUUGAAAGUUGAAACAGUACAAGUAAAAAGCCGAAGACCCCAAUGGAAGAAGAGAGCAAUGCCCUCACUCCUCUCUUCAUCAUCCACGUUUACUCUGUGUUGUACUCUCUCUAAGAAGUUCAUCCUCUCUCCCAAAGCAACAACUUUCUUCUUCACAAGAAAAGCCGUAUCCUAUUUCGGUACCAAAACCACCAUGUCCACAAACCUACAAUCACAUGCCUUUGCAGGCAAUCCUCUAAGAUCUAAAACACCCAAAUCGACCGACCCAUUAUCACCUCCCCUAGCCUUUGAAACCCUCAAAACUCAACUUUUAGGCAAUACCCACCAAUUAUCUUCUCUUAAUUUCAAGGUUCUACCCUUUAGGAAGGGCAGGCCUUUGGCAUCGUCCAGUAGCACAGAUGGUGAUUUGGGGCCCAAGUGGCAUCUGGGUUGGAUCAGUUUGGAUGAUUGUAAAGGUUUAUUUUCUGGUUCUGGGGAUGAAUUGAGCGGAGACAACAUGGUUUAUCUGGGUUCUAGGUCUGAGGAGGAUGUGGUUUAUUGGGCAAUUAAUGUCUCUGGAGAAAAUAGUUUGGUCACUGAUUCUGUUAGCAAGCAGUUUUGCUUUGUAGAGUUAAGGACACUUAUGGUGGCUACAGAUUGGGCUGAUGAGCGGGCCAUGUCUGAUUUGGCUGUUGCUGGUCAUGCCAAAGCGUUGCUGGAGUGGCAUAACAUCUCACGUUUUUGUGGAUAUUGUGGAGAGAAAACUAUCACCAUGGAAUCUGGGAGGCGGAAACAAUGCUCGAAUGAAUUGUGCAGAAGGAAAAUUUAUCCUCGUGUGGAUCCAGUUGUCAUCAUGUUAGUUAUUGACCGAGAAAAUGACCGUGUCCUUUUAGGCAGACAGUCAAGAUUUGUACCCCGAAUGUGGAGUUGCUUAGCUGGUUUCAUAGAGCCUGGAGAAAGCUUAGAAGAGGCAGUGAGGAGAGAAACUUGGGAAGAGACUGCUAUUGAAGUAGGAGAAGUAAUGUAUCAUAGUUCUCAACCAUGGCCUGUUGGCCCAAGCAGCAUGCCAUGUCAGCUGAUGGUCGGAUUCUUUGCAUAUGCAAAAUCAUUUGAAAUAAAUGUAGACAAGGAAGAGUUAGAAGAUGCUCAAUGGCACAGUAGAGAAGAUGUCCGAAAAGCAUUAUUGUGUGCGGAAUACAAGAAGGCACAAAGAACAGCAGCGGCCAAGGUAGAACAGAUGUGCAAAGGAAUUGAGAGAGGACAGAGUUUUUCAUCAGAUUUUAAUUUAGAAAGUGGGGAACUUGCUCCAAUGUUUUUUCCUGGACCCUAUGCAAUUGCGCAUCACCUAAUCACUUCCUGGGCAAAUCAAGGCUCAGCAUUUGAUGCAGUACAACUGAAACAACCUCCGAGUAGUUCAGAGUCAAAUUUGUAGCUCUCAUCCUUCACUCUUGCAGGAAGAGUAUUUGAUUCUAUCCUUCACUCUUGUUUCUGAAGAGCUUAGAGACAGUAUUUGAUUUCUGGGUUACAAAUGUUGCAAUAAUCAUUGAUUAGGAAAGCGACACCCUUUGUUAUUUCUGGGAGGCUGCUUCAUAGAAACAUCCAGUGGGUGUAAUCGAUUCAGAUUUUCUAUUUGUUUUGUUGCAGUCCGGAUUCUUGUCAUCAUGUGCAGUUAUAUAAUGAAACUAGAUUUUCUCCGUA